AUGGGCGACGUGUUUGGGAACGAGAGUGGUGUCCGCGAGGCGAUGCGAUGCGCUCGGCUACUGCUCGCGACUUGUGCGACGCUCUGGCUCGCCUCCCUGCUCAACCCCGAUGCGGCCAGCGCAGGCAACGUCUUCUCGUCGGUGGCGCACAUGAAAGACCUGAUGUCCCUGGAGCGCAGGCUCGUCGAGAAGCUCGGUGACUUCUUGCACAGCAUGGAAACCAAGCUGGGAUACAUGCACAGCUUUCUGAACGACUACUACGAGACCAAGGCGUACCAAGACCGGCAGCUGACGCACUCUUCAGCUGAGCAUGAGUACGGCACCGCGCAGGAUAGUGCACCACUUCAGGAGCCCGACUGGAUGGAGAUCGAGAAGCUGAUGGUGGAGUCGAACGACACGUUCCCGCGUCCGAGCGACCUGGUGGACGCCGGCGAGGCGCUCACUGUCAUCCAGAAGACGUACCGUCUCAACAUCACCGACAUGGCCAAGGGAGUAAUCAAGGGCCACAAGGCGAAGGCGCAGUUGACAGCGCGAGACUGUCUGUACUUCGGCCAGCUGCUGUACAACCAGUAUGACUUCGAGCCCGCCAUCAAGUGGUUCGAAGAGGCACUCACGAGGCUGAGCCUCGAGAAGCAACCGUCCGUCACGCCAGAGAUGGUGCACGGUUACCUCGACAGCAGUCUCCUGCAGCUGGAGGAACAGCAGCGGCAGCAGGAAGAAGAGCGCAACAGCACGGAACCUCACGCUGAAGUCAACCCGAAGGUGCCCACCCUUGCAAUGCCCUUCGCCGAAGGUUUCCAGGAGACGUUCAACGGCCUCUGCCGCGGAGAAAAAAUCCGGAAUGCUACCGAAGAGAAGGACCUGCGCUGUUACCUGAGCGUUCCGCACCCAUACUUCCGAAUCGGUCCGGUCAAAAUGGAGGUCAUGAGCCUAGACCCCUACAUUGUCCAGUUCUACGACGUCAUCUGGCCUGAGGAGAUAAGAGCAAUCCGCAACCUAGGAGAGCCCAUGCUCUCCCGCGCCACAGUCCGCGAGGCGGUCGAGCAAAUGGUGUCCCACGGCCGCAUCAGUCAGGUGGCGUGGUUGAGACCAGACACCGACCCGCUGCUAGAAAGGGUCAACGAACGGGUGGCCAUGCUCACCGGACUGUCCACAGACUACGAGGGUGGCGACUCCGAGAUCCUACAGUACAACUCCUACGGACCCGGAGGCCACUACGAACCGCACCACGACUACAUACUGGAGGGACUUACGGAGGAGCAGCCCAUCAUGCUGAUACCCUCGUAUGCCGCCCAUCAUGUGCAGCCCAUCAUCGUGCAGUCCAUCAUGUGCGAGCGCUAA
Molecule: messenger RNA, 1341 nt
Organism: Dermacentor silvarum
Lineage: Eukaryota; Metazoa; Arthropoda; Arachnida; Ixodida; Ixodidae
Product: prolyl 4-hydroxylase subunit alpha-2-like
Exons: 12
Coding region: 1-1341 (446 amino acids)
Biological process (GO): peptidyl-proline hydroxylation to 4-hydroxy-L-proline
Cellular component (GO): endoplasmic reticulum
Molecular function (GO): L-ascorbic acid binding; iron ion binding; procollagen-proline 4-dioxygenase activity
Source: RefSeq, a predicted model, not a curated record